GUGCACAACGUGAUUCGCCUCAUUGUCAGCAAUGCCCCAGUCAGCAAUGCCUCGACUCAGGAGGAGACAGCGAGAAGAGGUCGCUGUUGCAGUCAUGGCCAUUGCCGGGAGGAUGGCCGAGGAUGCGUUCCAGUCCCUGGAUUCCCUGCUGGGGGCCCGGAGCUUGACACCCCUGUUGGGCCCUCACUUGGAAAGCAUGGGCUCGGCCGGUGGAGAAGACGAUGACCAAACAUGGGGACGGCAUGGUCUGGUAUGGUUGUUCCCAGCCAUCAUUCACAUCUGCAACCUGUCUCCGCGGGCUUCGCCUAGGUGGUGGGUGAUGAGGCAGACGACUGGGUUGUGGAGGGAUCUCAUCCCCACGGACGACGCCGAGAACGACCAUUACAUAGGACUCCUGCGCAUGCGACGUUCGACAUUCAACAGACUGCUUCGUAAGGUCGGUCCGCUUUUGGAAAAGCAGGUCACUAAGUUCCGGUUGCCGUUUCCGCCUGCUAAGAAGCUUGCUUAUGCUCUCCAUAGAUGGGCCCAUGGGGGCUCGCACUGGCACAGUUCAUCCGCGUAUGGGAUGGGGAAAACCAGUGGCAUACGUGCAGUGAAAGAGGUGGCGGAUGCCAUUCACGCCACGUAUCCACAUGCAGUAGGUUUCGGUGGACUAGAGGAUCGUCACCGUCGAAUGCAGCAGUUUGAGGCAUUGGGUUUUCCUAAUUGCUGGGGGUGCAUCGACUGCACACAUGUGUAUGUCGACAAGCCACGAACGAAGGACGGCGGCGACUAUUGCUCCGGUCGUAACAACCGGUUCUCAGUUGUUGCGCAACUCGUGGUCGAUUCCGAGCUGCAUGUCCUUGAUUUUUGCUACGGCUUUCCAAUGACUGUCGGCGAUGCACGUGUUCUGAAGAACAGGUCGCUGUACAGGCAAGCCCUGAAAGGGUCGUUGUUCAUCGACGACCCUGAAGACCCCUUCCAUGCUCAGAGGCCUUCCAUCAGCGGAGUUCCUGGAGGGUACUUGCUUGGUGAUGGCAGGUACCCCAAUCUGCCUUGGCUUGUGAUCCCAUUUGGCCAACAACCCUGGCUGACGAGGGCCAUGCAGCGCUUCGACGCUCUUCACAAGAUUGUCAGGUCUUGUGUUGAGCGAUUCUUUGGGGUAUUCAAAAUGCGUUUCCAGUACUUCUAUCGGCCACAUAUAUGUGACAUUGCAACGGAGAGGUUGGAGUUCCGUGCAUGUUGCAUAAUUCAUAACCUCCUUCAGGAUUGGGGUGAUUUGCCGGAGGCGGACGACAAAGACAGCGAUUCAUCGUGUCCUGAAGGUCCAGCACCCGAUGUUGACAGGCGUGUGGAUGGUGCCCCUCUAGAGUACAUGUUUGGAAGGGAGCGUGGGCAGGCCGUAAGGGACGCACUUUGUACAGAGGUCUUGCGUUUGUGGGAACUGCGUCGUUCGCAGGCCUUGCACUGCGCGUACAAGACGGCGGAAGGAAUCAUUUUCGGACGUUUUCCUCAUUUUUGCGACGACAACAUCCGUAGGCGCGAAGCUUCAAAAUCACCCCAUGGGUAAAAAAACACUGAUUUUGAAGCUUCGCACCAACGAAAUGUGCCCAACAAAAUAGCGCACAAAAC
Molecule: messenger RNA, 1611 nt
Organism: Chara braunii
Lineage: Eukaryota; Viridiplantae; Streptophyta; Charophyceae; Charales; Characeae
Source: the annotation of a GenBank genome assembly